UUUCACACUGUUGACAACUGUGCCCUGACAGCUAACCUCUUUUCAUUGCCCCGCAAAAUCAAACACAAACAGCAUUCUUGUUUACAGCAAUAACAAAUCCAGAAUAUCCAAGACUUUUGCGGUGCGGUACUGAUCCUUCACGAUGUCCGGUCUGGAGUCGUAUGUCAACAAUACGGUAUCGAUAAUUACCGCCGAUGGACGCAACUUUGUCGGCACGCUCAAGGGAUUCGACCAGACCGUCAACGUAAUACUGGACGAAUCGCACGAGCGCGUCUACUCGAUGACGGCCGGCAUCGAGCAGGUGGUGCUCGGGUUGCACAUUAUCCGCGGGGAUAACAUUGCCAUCAUCGGGCAGCUGGACGAGAGCGUCGACAGUAAGCUAGACUUUAGCACCAUCCGCGGCAUGCCGCUGGAACCGGUGGUGCACUAAGGCCGGAUCGGGGCAGUGGGUGCGGCGGAUCGCUGCUGCUGCGCUCAGUCACUCGCAGCGAAUGUGUGUACUCGAACCAAAACCAAACGCUCUUGGAUUUGUUAAAUUGUGUAUAAUGGAAAAUGUGUAAUGGAAGCACAUGAAUUUAAGACGAUAAGGAUUGUAUGGGGUGAACUCUGGAAAAACUAGUUUUGCAGGAAUACAAAACUAGCCAAACAAAAUGUGCCCAAGCGGUGGUGACAUUUUGUUUCGCUUGAUGGUGUGAAAUAAAAUAAAACAAACAGUUUUAAAACAAAUCAAACCAGCUUGUGCCGAUGGCGCUUGGAA
Messenger RNA from Anopheles coluzzii, 757 nucleotides. Its product is annotated as U6 snRNA-associated Sm-like protein LSm8. Gene Ontology annotation, cellular component: precatalytic spliceosome; U6 snRNP; U4/U6 x U5 tri-snRNP complex. Lineage: Eukaryota; Metazoa; Arthropoda; Insecta; Diptera; Culicidae. Gene Ontology annotation, biological process: mRNA splicing, via spliceosome. The coding region runs from base 143 to 430 and encodes 95 amino acids. The transcript has 2 exons. The record is from RefSeq and is a predicted model, not a curated record. Gene Ontology annotation, molecular function: RNA binding.